Durotheca rogersii is the source of this 1389-nucleotide messenger RNA. RefSeq names its product short-chain dehydrogenase. Gene Ontology annotation, cellular component: endoplasmic reticulum membrane. The transcript is spliced from 2 exons. The coding region runs from base 242 to 1297 and encodes 351 amino acids. Gene Ontology annotation, molecular function: 3-dehydrosphinganine reductase activity. Gene Ontology annotation, biological process: sphingolipid biosynthetic process. Lineage: Eukaryota; Fungi; Ascomycota; Sordariomycetes; Xylariales; Xylariaceae. The record is from RefSeq and is a predicted model, not a curated record.
GUUAGAGGUACCUACAAGCACCAUCUUAGCUCGCGAUAGCUAUAACUCGCUCUCUCUCCUUGCUGCUCUCCCCCUGAUAUACCUCCCGCUCCACGCGCGUCUUGUUUCCGUGCACAUCGUGGAUCCAGCAGGUCCAAUUCGGCUAAGAUCAUGUCUUGAUCUGCUCUUGUUUCCUUUUCUCUUUUCCUAGGCCCUUGCAUUAUAGCAUACCUAUCUAAUAUACAGCGCCCUCUCUCCUUCGAUGGACGUGAUCUCCGACUCUCUAUGGGGUAAACUUGCCAUCGCCGGCCUCGUCCUCCUGCUGUCCGUGUCCGCGUUCGCGUUGACCAUGGGCGUCUUCCCCAGCAAAAACCACAUGCCCGUCGAGGGCAAGACCGUCCUCAUCACCGGAGCUUCCGAGGGCCUAGGCCGGAGCGUCGCCCGGCAGAUGGCCGCGAAGGGCGCCAACGUGAUCCUCGUCUCGCGCAGCGCCGCUAAGCUCGAGAGCGCUCUCGCCGAGGUCCGCGCCGCCGCCCGGGACCCGCAGGCCCAGCGCUUCCACUACCUCACCGCCGACGUCUCCCGGCCCGACUACGCCGUCCCGCUGCUCGCGGAGGCCGUCGCCUGGAACGGCGGCCGCGCCCCCGACGUCGUGUGGUGCGUCGCCGGCGUGUCCACGCCCGCACUCUGGAUCGAGACCCCGCUCGCGGCCACCCGCAGCCAGAUGGACGUCAACUUCUGGGGCAGCGCCGAGCUGGCCCACGCCGCGCUGCGGCUGUGGUGCGGCCCGGGCGCCGCCGCGGCCGACGAGCCGCCGCGCCACCUCGUCUUCACCUCGUCCGUGGUCGCCUUCUUCCCCGUGGUCGGCUACGGCCCCUACACGCCGGCCAAGGGCGCCCUGCGCGCGCUCGCCGACACCCUCGUCCAGGAGGUCGAGCUGUACCCGCAGAAGGUCCGCGUCCACGUCGUCUACCCGGGCUCCAUCUCGAGCCCCGGCUUCGAGAUCGAGAACCGCACCAAGCCCGAGAUCACCAAGAUCAUCGAGGACGGCGACCCCGUCCAGACCCCGGACGACGUCGCGGCCCUCGCCAUCGCCGGCCUCGAGCGCGGCUACUACUCCGUCACCGUCGCCUUCCUCGGCCACGCCAUGCGCUGGAGCGCCUUGGGCGGUGCCCCGAGGAACAGCUGGCUCGUCGACACUAUCAUGUCCUGCCUCGUCCCGCUGGCCUGGAUCUUCAUCCUCCCCGACAUAUUCGCCAAGAUCAGAAACUAUGCGAAGAAGCACGGCCACCCCGCCACCUAUCAGAACAAGAAUUGAAGGUCGCUAGAAUUGAACGGGACCCCGUCUUGUGCAUAUGUAUACUUGUAGACCUAGUCGAUCGAACCUAAUACUAUCCUGUCGAGCCUCUA